ACAGUCCUGCACCAGCAGCUAACCUUUCCUUCCUGAGGACAGCAAGCGGGCUCCAGAGCUGGGGGUCCACCGGGCUAUUCUCACCUGUGCAGGAGUGGGCUGUCCUGAUGAGCAGGGCAGAGGGUGGAAUCUGGGGUGGGCAGGUGUAGGGAGCAGCUCUCCUGAGAGGAGGAGACUGCCUUAGGAGCCCCCUUCCUGCCACCACCAGCCACAGGCGCUCAAGGAGCCCCUUCCCUCUCACUCUAGCCCCCCUUUCCUGCUUCACUCUCCAUGGGGUCAUGUUCUAGUCCCAGAGUCUUAAGGCGCAUGCACUGCUUCCUGAGCCAGUUGGAUGCUAAUGGUCUGAGCUGCAGGCCUUUUCCAGCCUGGAGUUCCAGCCCCCUGUCCUCCCUCUCCCAGGCCAACAUCGGGCACAUGGACACACCCAAGGAGCUCUGGCGGAUGAUCACUGGGAACAUGGCCCUCAUUCAGGUGCAAGCCACAGUGGUGGGCUUCCUGGCGUCCAUUGCAGCUGUCGUCUUUGGCUGGAUCCCUGACGGCCACUUCAGCAUCCCGCAUGCCUUUCUGCUGUGUGCCAGCAGUGUGGCCACAGCCUUCAUUGCCUCCCUGGUACUAGGUAUGAUCAUGAUUGGGGUCAUCAUUGGCUCUCGAAAGAUUGGAAUCAACCCAGACAACGUGGCCACUCCCAUUGCUGCCAGCCUGGGGGACCUCAUUACCUUGGCACUGCUUUCAGGCAUCAGCUGGGGACUCUACCUGGAGCUGGGUGAGGAUGAGGCUACCGAGGGUGUGAGCCGGGUGGCCUCCUGGGUGGGGUUGGGAGAGAUGGUUAGUGUAUAUGCAAAUGUGCAAGCAUUUCUUCUGU
Molecule: messenger RNA, 862 nt
Organism: Myotis brandtii (Brandt's bat)
Lineage: Eukaryota; Metazoa; Chordata; Mammalia; Chiroptera; Vespertilionidae
Product: solute carrier family 41 member 1
Exons: 3
Biological process (GO): monoatomic cation transport
Cellular component (GO): plasma membrane
Molecular function (GO): monoatomic cation transmembrane transporter activity
Source: RefSeq, a predicted model, not a curated record